CAUAGGCGGUCAUGAGAAAGCUUCUACAAAUUGUUUUACUCAUUUUAUUUGAAUAUCUGAAAAACUCACUAAAUUUACCUGUUUAUGCCUAUUCGCUUAUUUUCUAUUACUGGCAAUAAUAUUUGUUACAACAGCAGUUGUAAACAAAAACAUUGCAGUAGCAAUUGGCAAAAAAAAAAAAAAUAGACUAAUUUAAUGCUUCAGAGACGUAAAAAACCUCAAAGAACUAAACUUUACGGCCGUCGCAAAAUCACAAGAAAUAAACGAAGUCGAGAGCGGCGUAGAAUAGAACGACAGCAAGACAAGUUACGCGAAAUGUCACUGCAAUUUGGCAAAACAAUCGCACCGAAUUUCGGACGUGCUUUUCUAAAUAGCGAACGCCAACUCACACGACAUCCGUAUCUAAAUUUUUUGCGAUACUUCAAAAGCAUACAUCCCACUUUCGGAUUUACUCGUAUUCUACGUGAAGGUGCCAAAUCAUGGAAGCGCAUGAAAUCUAAAGAGAGGAAAAGUUUCACGCAGAAGGAGGUACUGAAAACUCUACUUGCUUCGAAGGAUCUCAGCAAUUUCAAUUUGUUUCCCGUCAAUCCCAUACCGUUUGAUUAUCAUCCACAUUCGCUGAGUCUCAAACGCAACGUUGAGCGUAAGUUGCGCAAUCGACAGUUGAUACCCCGGGGCAAAGCACCUGCCAAUCCAAUAACCUGGCGGAAUUAUUUUUGAAAUGAAAAAGACUUGAAUGUUAUAAUGAAUCUUAUUUUGUAGACCUCCAAAUUCAAUUUUUGUGGAAUUCAGAUUUUGACAAAUAUCAGUAAUAUAGAAAAUAUUGUAAAAUUGUAAAAAAAUUCUUUAACUCAGAUUUGGACUAAUAU
Molecule: messenger RNA, 869 nt
Organism: Anastrepha obliqua
Lineage: Eukaryota; Metazoa; Arthropoda; Insecta; Diptera; Tephritidae
Exons: 2
Coding region: 196-720 (174 amino acids)
Source: RefSeq, a predicted model, not a curated record